Laccaria bicolor S238N-H82 is the source of this 2094-nucleotide messenger RNA. RefSeq lists its product as uncharacterized. The transcript is spliced from 16 exons. Lineage: Eukaryota; Fungi; Basidiomycota; Agaricomycetes; Agaricales; Hydnangiaceae. The record is from RefSeq and is a predicted model, not a curated record. The coding region runs from base 1 to 2094 and encodes 697 amino acids.
AUGUUUCGCAAGAAUCGCAACCGACAAGAAUAUUCGCCGCUACACGACCCAAUAGACCCGGGGGAUGGUUCCCUCGAUUGGUAUUAUGGGGACCAUGCAGGUGGAAUGGUUUUUGAUUUUGGCAAACAUAAGGGAAGACAACUCCAUGCAAUAUGUCUCGACUACAUUGCUUGGUGGUAUACAACUCGAACGGCAUCGGGCCGUAGCCAUCCCACCCUAAGUGCCAUUGAAGUUUACGUGGACGGGCUGAGAGAAUAUGCGAAGGAGAACUACCUCGAUUUCGUUGUGCCGUUCGGACAAAAACAUGGAGGACAAACCAUUGGCGAAUGCAGGGAUAAGAAGUGGAUGGCGUGGAGUUGCAGAAAACAAGACCUGAUAGACAAGUAUCCUAUUUAUUUCCUUGCUGUCGACUAUCAUUUGCAAAACCCACGACAUUACAAUCAAACACGGGAUAUUGGCGAGCUACUCAGUGCUUCAAGAUAUGCUGAUGAUAUAGACCUUCAACAUGAAGAGGAGCAGGAUGAGUCGGACCUCAGUGACAUCGUCGUGCCGGACGGUCACGUUGAAUAUGAAAGUGAUGCUGAGAGUGACUCGGAUUCGGACGAUGGUUGUAAAGAGGGAAUGAAAGUUACAUCGCCAAAGGGAAAGAAACCUAAGAAAGCAAGGAGCUUAGCAGCGAUGUCCAAGGGAAAAAGCUCCCCUAAAACUCCGUCUAAAAAGACACCCAAGAACAUAAUGUCGAGAGCGCAAGCGACGGUGACGCGUCAUAUGAAUCAUCGGCUACAGAGACAAAAUCACAACGGGGAAAGUCUGCCCACGAUGGCUCCCUUAAAAAACUGUCAAAAAAGACUUACAAGAAACUACAGUAUAGUCUCCCAUCGGAAUAUGGAGGGUUGUACAAAUUUGAUUCCUUUCUUCGAUAGAGAUUCCUUCGACGACUUCCUCGUUGACGACAGCUCAUACGAUGGUGAUGCGUCGUUUCAACCUUCCGGUACUGAGAUUGAUCCACGAGGGAACUCACCAUCUGAACCUUUGGGUGCAGAGACAGACUCAGAGCCGGCUUCGACCAUCAGUAGUAUCGUUCUCACACAGGUCGACAAGUUACACCAGAACCGGACUGGAACCAGUUUACAGGCAAAGGCUAUUCCACACCAUCUUCAAAGAAAUCCCGUAAAGUGCAACGGAAAUCAAACAAUAGAGCUACUUCCAGCCGUGACGUGCAGGUUCCAGAAUCCUCCCAUGUCAAACCACGUCGCGCAACAAUGGUUGUUGAAUCCGAAGACGAACCACCUCCGACGGCGAGAUCUCGGAAGCGGCGAGGUACUUUCUUGUUCGAUUGCUCUUCCCCGUCAUCUCACCGUCACCCCUGUUACGCAACAACGAAAAGUGACGCCACCUUCGGAAUUUGACGGCGUCGAGGCAGAAGCUAGGAGUGAAGAUGACCAUGAAGAAACAGACCCAGAGGUCGCUUCAACUGUCCGUACUACGCCGGAAUUGGAUUCCAACAAAUCUGCAAGCGAAGACGACUCAGGCUAUGCUACACCCACUCCGAAAGGCAGACUGACAAAACAAUCUCGUAAAAUGCAAAGGCAUUCAAAGAACAGAGAUGUUUUCGAUGGCGACGUGCGGAUUCCAGCAUCCCCUUCCAAACAACGUCGACCAAAGGUGGUUGUUGAUUCUGAAGAUGAACCGCCCCCGACGGCGAGACACCGGAAGCGACAAGUGACACCAUUCUCGGAUUCUGAUGUAGUCGAGGAAGCAGAUUCUGUGAGCGAAGGCUCGAAUGAGAGCGACGAAGGCGAUUUCUGGGACAAUGUACAAAGUCCUGACCCUCGUGUUCCGAUAACCCCACAUCGAAAGGUAGUCAGCGAUGAUGAAGACGCAGUGACGCGUAUAGAGUCGACGUGCACCGAGAGUGAUCGUGAAAAACCAUUUGUCUUCUCUAAAGUCCAGACACACAUUGUGCCAAAUCGUACAAGAUCCGCGAAUCGGCGCAAAAGAGAGGGUGGGAUCUGUGCUGCUUGGAUAUCGUUUUCCUUUGCCUUACUUAUAGUUCAUUCACAGCUCCAUCGAAACAUAGACUGCGCGAUUUAA